Molecule: messenger RNA, 1815 nt
Organism: Closterium sp. Yama58-4
Lineage: Eukaryota; Viridiplantae; Streptophyta; Zygnematophyceae; Desmidiales; Closteriaceae
Source: the annotation of a GenBank genome assembly
AUGAUGACCAUGGUGCUGCGCCUGCUCUCCGUCGCUGGUAAGAGUUUGCUCUCUGGUGAUGAAACCUCUUUCAACGCGGUGGAGCGGGUCGGCAGUUACGCCGAUAUCCGCCCCGAAGCGCCCUCCAUCAUUCUGAGCCACCGCCCGCCGCCCGGGUGGCCGGAGCAGGGGGAGGUGUUAUUUGAGGACGUGGUGAUGCGGUACAGGCCGGACCUGCCGCCUGUGCUGAGAGGGCUCAGUGCCUUGGUGAAAGGGGGAGAGAAGGUCGGCGUGGUGGGGCGGACCGGCGCAGGCAAGUCGUCGCUGUUCAACUCGCUCUUCCGAUUGGCCGAGAUCGAGAGCGGGCGCAUCUGCAUCGACGGUCAGGAUCUGAAGCUGUUUGGAGUGACGGACGUGCGCCGUGCGCUCAUGAUCAUCCCUCAGACGCCUGUGCUCUUCACUGGCACGCUGCGGUUCAAUCUGGAUCCGUUCAGCGAGCGCAGCGACGGGGAGGUGUGGGAGGCGCUGGGGAGGGCGCACCUGAGGGAGGUGGUAUCUCGCAUGCCGCUGGGGCUGGACACAGAGGUGAGCACAAGGGAAGGGAAAAUAUCUGUAGCGAGAGAUGGUAGUACCAAGGUGAUGCCUGAGGAAGGUGGUGUCUCUCAUGCCCCUGGGGCUGGACACAGAGAGGGAGGGGAGAACUUCAGCGUGGGGCAGAGGCAGGUGAUCAGCCUGGCACGGGCGCUGCUCAAGGAGUGUCGCAUUCUGGUGCUGCCCUUCCCCCAGUCCGACCUGACCCCCACAAUCCCCUGCUUUCUCCUGCCACACAUGCAGGUAGCAGAGGGCGGGGAGAACUUCAGCGUGGGGCAGCGGCAGCUGAUCAGCCUGGCACAGCCGCUGCUGUUUAGAGAGUCAUCGAUUUCCCUCCUUCGAUUGUCUCUUCACUCUCCCCUUCAGGUGGCAGAGGGAGGGGAGAACUUCAGCGUGGGGCAGCAGCAGCUGAUCAGCCUGGCGCGGGCGCUGCUGAAGGAGUCGCGCAUUCUGGUGCUGGAUGAAGCGACGGCAGCCGUUGAUGUGGGCACGGAUGCUCUGAUCCAACGGACGGUGCGCGAGGAGUUCAAGGGGCGCACCAUGCUCACCAUCGCUCACCGGCUCAACACCAUCAUGGAUAGCGACCGGAUCCUCGUCAUGGAUGCUGGCAUGGCUCUCGAGUACGAUACCCCAGCCAACCUAGUGUUGAACGAGGCCAGUGUGUUUGCAGCCAUGGUGCGCAGCACGGGGCCUCAGACCGCCAAGUAUCUGCGCAGUGUGGCGCUGGGGGAGGUGGCGCUAGCAGACGAGCUUGCCGGCCGGGCGGCGGCGCAGGAGAAGCAGAUGGCGCACGAGGCGGCCAAGUGGCGAUGGGCCACUGCCGCCCAGUGGGCCCUGGCUCUCACGCUCACGUCUUCCCAGAGGGACCUGCAGGUGGGUGCCACAGAGAGAGGCGUGUUAGAAGAGACAAGGGAUGCCGCCCAGGUGCUGCAGGCGGUGCUGUCGGGGCAGCGCAGCGAGGAGAUCUCGUCAGCGCUGACGAGGCGACAGCUGUCAGCCGUGACAGCCGGCUGCCUAGCCCUCAUGGCGAAGCAGGUGCAGGCGAAGCUCGAGGCAGACAGCAUUCCCACUCCCAAUUCAAUCUGCAACACCUGUAGACCCCUCAUGGCGAAGCAGGUGCAGGCGAAGCUCGAGGCGGACGGCAGUCUGCGGGACUCCGCCAGCUCAGCAGGGGCGGCGGCGGGCGGCAGGUGGGCGCAGCUGGUAGCAACGGGAGAGGAGAUGGCGGGCGGGAGAGUUGUGUGA